ACCUUUGCGAGGACAGAACUGUUGUUAAUGAAUUGUUCCUUGUAUUCAUGUAUUUACAUCGGAAGCCUGUUAUUGUCAGUUUCUAACACAAACGUCCGAAAUUAUGACAAAUUGAGGAAAUCGUCUUUCGAUUUAACAUCACGAAAUUCCCGCGGGUAAGGUGAAGUGCGUGAAGAGAAUGCUUAACAUUUCAAGCCAGAUGUCAGCUCAGAUGCAACUUUCCCUUCUAGAUGAAGGAGGUUUGGAUCUUCACACUGGACUGACUUCUGCAUAUUCCUCAAAAUCUUCAGAUGGUCAGUGGAUGGAGAAAAACCAAGAAUUUGAGAAGGAACAUGAAGCCAUUGUCAAAACACAAUGUGAGGACAAUGAUGUUAAUGCAAAGGUGUUGCAAAAUAAGAAUCGUAAUGGAAACAAAAGAGUUUAUGAAUGCCCUGUGUGCCUUAAACGAUUUGGUGCUCCAUCCAAACUAAAAAGGCAUUGUCUUAUUCACACGGAUCAGAGGCCAUUUCAGUGUUCCAUAUGCUUUCGUGCCUUCAGAGAACGCUCUCAUCUAAAAGUACACUUCAGAUCUCACACCAACCCUUCAUCACCUGUCACAACUGCCAGAAAAAGGAUCUUUCCAGUAUCCAAGUCUUCUGAUCGCAUGUGUACGCUUCAACUCAAAAAGAAAAGUGGAUAUCAGUGUGAAAUAUGCUUGAAGAAAUUCAGUUUCCCCUCAAAACUAACUCGACACCUGUUUGUUCAUUUUGACGUCAAGGCUUACACUUGCACAAUCUGCAGAAAGUCAUUCAAGCAAGCCUAUUAUCUCCAUAAACAUCUCAAGGUACACACAGAAAAAAGAAACGGCAAUUCUAGGUUGUGUAGCGUCCCGCAGAAGCAUGGGGCCAAAUCUCCAACACCUGGAGCUUUUGAAUGUACAAAUAACUGCAGACUAGAUGGUGGUAAUGUGUGUUUACCUCAGAUAUUAGACUCUUUAGAGACCAAAAAGCAUGAAAAACCUGAAUGCCGAAGCAAGCUUAACCAAAACGUCCAAUUGAUAAAGUCAAAUUCAAGUACCGUAGAGAUUAAAAGCUCUGACACUUUGAAAAAUGCUGAAGUGCAGAUCACAACCUCCAGCCCAAUUUACCUUAAGCACACGCAUAAAGGUGUGAAUCAGUGCAGCAUCUGUCUGAAGAACUUUCCAUAUCCUUCUAAGCUUGCCAGACAUAUUUUGAGCCACACAGAUGUCAGACCAUUUAAGUGCCACGUGUGCUUGAAAUCAUUUCGAUAUCGGUGGCAUUUGCAGUGCCAUGUGAGGAUCCACAAAAAAAAGGGUCAGAAUAUAAUUGCUGGUCAUUUGGAACAGGAUUGUACAGUUUCAUUUAGUAAUGCUGCAAAAUCUGAAGAACAAGAUGUGCAAAUACCCUCACAAGAUGGAGCUGAAGACUCUGCUAAAGUUCACAAAGAUCAAAAUAUGGUUAUGGAUUCUCAAAAAACGAUUGGUGACUGCAGUGAUUCAGGCGUAUAUUUGCAAGAUUCCCUUCUAAAUGAAGGAGGUUGGGUUCGUCAUAUUGGACAGAUUUCUGCAUAUUCUUCCAAACCUUCAGAAGGCCAGUGGAUGGAGGAAAACCAAGAAACUGAGGAGGAAAAAGAAGCCAGUGUCACAACACAAAAUGAGGACAAGGAUGUAAAUACGAAGGUGUUGCAAAGAAAUAAUUCUAAUGUAAACAAAAGAGUUUAUGAUUGCCCUGUGUGCCAUAAACGGUUUGGUGCUCCAUCCGUACUAAAAAGGCAUUGUCUUAUUCACACGAAUCAGAGGCCAUUUCAGUGUUCCAUAUGCUGCCGUGCCUUCAGAGAACGCUCUCAUCUAAAAGUGCACAUCAGAACUCACACCAACCCUGUGAAGAGGAGGACACGAUCACUCCACAGCUAUAAGGACAACAGUGUGCCCUGUAAUCAAACACCCAAGUCAAGGUUAAAACCCUCUCCAAAAUAUCUAACUGCCCAAGACUAUACCAGAUCUACAGAUAAAGAAAAGUCAACAGUGCACCAAGACCAAAAUAUGGUUACAGAGAAUAUGGCAUCUCAAAUUAUUAGUGGUGACUGCAGUGAAUCAAAUGUAUAUUUGCAAGAUUUCCUUCUAAAUAAAGGAGGUUGGGAUCUUCACACUGGACAGAGUUCUGCAUAUUCUUCCAAACACUCAGAGGGUCAGUGGAUGGAGGAAAACCAAGAAACUGAGGAGGAACAAGAAGCCAGCGUCACAACACAAAAUGAGGACAAGGAUGUAAAUGCGAAGGUGUUACAAAGAAAGAAUUCUAAUGUAAACAAAAGAGUUUAUGAUUGCCCUGUGUGCCAUAAACGGUUUGGUGCUCCAUCCAAACUAAAAAGGCAUUGUCUUAUUCACACAAAUCAAAGGCCAUUUCAGUGUUCCAUAUGCUGCCGUGCCUUCAUUUCUGCAUAUUCUUCCAAACCUUCAGAAGGCCAGUGGAUGGAGGAAAACCAAGAAACUGAGGAGGAACAAGAAGCCAGCGUCCCAACACAAAAUGAGGACAAGGAUGCCAGUGGAUGGAGGAAAACCAAGGAUCUGAGCAUGGACAAGAAGCCAGUGUCACAACACACAAUGAGGACAAGGAUGUAA
Molecule: messenger RNA, 2617 nt
Organism: Sinocyclocheilus rhinocerous
Lineage: Eukaryota; Metazoa; Chordata; Actinopteri; Cypriniformes; Cyprinidae
Product: zinc finger protein 770-like
Exons: 3
Coding region: 179-2617 (812 amino acids)
Biological process (GO): regulation of transcription by RNA polymerase II
Cellular component (GO): nucleus
Molecular function (GO): DNA-binding transcription factor activity, RNA polymerase II-specific
Source: RefSeq, a predicted model, not a curated record